This is a messenger RNA of Triticum urartu, 419 nucleotides long. RefSeq lists its product as uncharacterized. The record is from RefSeq and is a predicted model, not a curated record. Lineage: Eukaryota; Viridiplantae; Streptophyta; Magnoliopsida; Poales; Poaceae.
AUGGCUUCCAAUGCGAGCAUGUUGGCCAUGAUCAUGGCGUGCGCGCUCCUUCUCACCGGCAGCACGUGCGACGCUGCUCGCAACCUGGCCGACACGACCCCGGCGGCUGGCGCUCCCGCUUGGAGGGGCGGGCCCGGAGUCGCCGCCGUGCCCGCGGACACGCUCGCCCUGAUGCCACCCAUGCCGUCGGUCACCCUCCCCACCGUGCCGCAGGUGACCCUGCCGCCCAUGCCGGCCAUCGUCGUGCCCAAGGCGGUGCUACCACCGAUGCCCAAGGUCACCCUCCCCACAGUGACGAUGGCGCCGAUGCCCGCGAUUGUCGUGCCCAAGGUGACGCUGCCGCCCUUGCCAUUCGUCCCGAAUGUGAACGUGCCUAUGCCGUUUGCGGCGCCACCCCCGUCGGCGUAGACGCGCCCACG